AGCGGCUGCCGUUUGUGCCUGAGCAAGUUUACGUCAAAGAAGGGUGAUGCGUAGUGCGUGUACGUGGUUUACAACGUGAAGGGUAUACAGUAUGGAUGAAGGCAACAGAACUGAUGUGGAUGGAGAAGAUCCCAUUCCUCCCAUUAUAGAAGAGGAAACUGAAGUGGACUCUCCCAGCAGUGCAUCUAAAGGAGACACAGAUCAACCUAUAAAUCCUCCACUGAUCUCUAUUAACAAAGAUGCAGAGACCAAGGGUCAGAGACGUCGAGGGGCAGCAAAGAGGCCAAGCUUGGCACCAGGAUCAGCCAAUACUGUGUCCUCUCCUACUGCACCAAUUCCACCAGCAGGAAAAAAGAACAAUGUACUUUCUAAUGAAGCCAGAAAGGAAAUGGCAAAACUAGCUAAAGUUACAAAAGAUGAGAGAAGAGCUCAGUUGGAUGCAAGACAUAAGUAUUUGGUCUCCAAACUGGCUGAUGGAUUAAGAAUUGGUGAAAAUGAAGUUGAAGACUUUCUUAUUUCUGAUGACAAGUUUAGUUUGAUAGCUGAUUUUUUUGCUGCUAAUGGAUCAAAAAAACUUAUCUUUUUUUACCAAGAGGUUUCUCAGCCGAGUAAGACAACUAUUCCGAUGUGGGCGGAAGGAGCAAAUCUGAACGCCUCUUAUACAAAUGUACAGAAGAAGCUUUUUAUCACCACGGGCUCCAAUGAGGGGUUAACAGGGACAUGCCUGUUCUUUUUGCGCACCACAGAUAAAGCAAUUACUACAGCCAACGUUAUUCAGGAGGUGAACUUUAGCAUGUUUGAAUGCACAAAUGGCAACAUUCUCCAAGGCCUGGAAAUCUUACUUGCCCAAGUGUUGGUGCCAGCACUGAAGUGUCAGGAGAAUUGGGGGGCUGUGAAGGAUGGUCUCCAAAAUUCUCAAAUUCAAGAGUUCUUAGACUCUUUGGACAAGUUUGUUGCAACUUUGUCUUCAGCAAAAAAUAAUUUGGAUGGAAAAAUUGAGCUUAAAAAAGUGGACAGUGGCAAUUUGCUGGAUAGCCUGCAAAGCCCAUCAGACUUUAUAGCUGCAGGAGGUAACAGUGAGGUGAUUGAGAAGCUGGAGGGAAUGCUCUCUGUUUGGAUCAAGCAGAUUGAACAGGUUCUUGCAGAAAGUGAGCAGAUGAGAAAAGAAGCUGAUGACAUUGGACCCUCUGCUGAACUGGAACAUUGGAAGUCACGGAUGUCAUCCUUCAACAGUCUGUUAGAUGAGAUUAAAAGCCCUAAAGUCAAGAAGGUUCUCAGCAUCCUCCAAGCUGCCAAGUCCAGGAUGUUAAAGCAAUGGAAAGAACUGGACUGCAAUGUGACAAAUGCUGCUAAUGAAGCAAAGGACAAUGUGAAAUACUUGUACACACUAGACAGGUUCUUUGGACCAUUGGGCAAGGCCUCUCCAGCUACAAUGGUAGAACACAUUCCAAGUCUGAUGAACAGCAUCCGUAUGAUCUACAGUACAUCCCAGUAUUAUAAUACUUCAGAGCAUAUGACGUCCCUCUUCCUAAAAGUCACCAACCAAAUUGUGACCACAUGCAAGAAUUAUCUGAACCAGGGGGUUGUUAAGAUCUGGGAUCUUGACAGGGAAGAGCUUCUGAAGAGGAUCCGUGAAUGUGUGUACCUGAAUGAACAGUAUCAAGCUUCUUUCCACAAGGUGAAGGAGAAACUAAAGGAAACUCCAAAUGAGAGACAGUUCGAAUUCAGUGAAAACUAUAUAUUUGGGAAACUGGACACAUUCUGUAAGCGCCUUGAAAAGAUAUCAGAUAUGAGCAAUGUUUUGGAAAGUCUGGCUGAUCUUCAGAACAUAAGAAUUGAAGGGAUUGAAAAGAUCAAUAUUCGAUAUCAGACAAUUGUCGCUAACACUAAGUCCAAGACCUAUGAUGUUCUUGAUCAUCGGAAACAAGAAUUUGAUAAGGAUUAUGUGGAAUUCAAGAAUCAGAUAGAAGGUCUUUACCAAUCUCUUCAGGGAUUUGUGGAUUCCUGGUUUGAAAAGCCAUUGACUACUGAGCAAAUGGUGAAUCUGUUGGUGAAAUUUGAAAGAAUUGGAAACGACCACCUUGACUUUGGGGAAAAAUAUAUGAUAGUCAUACAGAGAUACAGCCGUGACUUGGAUAUGGUCCGGAAACUGUACCAGAAGCAUAAAGAUAGUCCUCCAACACCCCGAAAUGUUCCCCCGAUAACAGGGAAAAUCAUGUGGGCUCGGCAGCUCUACCGAAAAAUUGACCAGCCAAUGAGAUUUCUCAAAACAAAAUCGGAGCUUUUACAGGGAAUUGAAAUGAAAAAAAUUAUCCGGAGCUACAACAAAAUGGCUGCUGUCCUAAUGGAGUUUGAGCUGCUUUAUUACAGAGGAUGGUGCAAAUGUGUGGAAGUGGCCAAAACUGGACUGUAUGCAUCUUUGUUGGUUAGACACCCUGACACAAAGGAACUGUAUGUUAACCUGGAUCCUAUAGUUCUGGAAGUUCUAUAUGAAACUAAAUAUCUUCAUAAGAUGGGCUUUGAAAUCCCAGAUGCCAUACACAGCAUUGCCACUAGAGAGCAGCAGAUUAAAAUGCAACAAAUAAAGCUUGAAGAUAUGCUGAUGGACUAUCAGUCUUUUACUAACAGAAUUCCAACUCUGCUCAAACCACUUAUGACACCUUUUAUCAGCCAGAUUGAAGAGGUUAUAUCACCAGGCCUUACCCAGCUUUCUUGGACCUCCCUGAAUAUUGAAAAAUACAUUACUAGUGUCUACAGUUCUCUAAGAGAGAUGGAACAGAUCUGUAAGGAAGCCUCUGACAUUCUGGAUUGCCGAAUUGAGAAGUUACUUCUGGACAUUUCUGACACACUGCUGGUGGACUUACCUGAAGAUGAUACAAUCAGCGUUCCAGUUUUCUUGGAAAGAACGGAAAAGGUCAUUGCUGCAGCUGCAGAGACAUUGUCCAUGCAAAGCAAACAAGUGGAGCUUUGCUUGUAUGAAAUGAUUGAUGCCCUUAAAAACAAAUUGAAACCAUCAGACAGAGACAGUCUACAGGCUUCAUUCGCCUGUUUGCACCUAGAUGCUAAGCAGAAAACUCGCUGUCAAGAAUGUCUACCUUGUAGUUACUAUAAUAUGAUGGGUCAUUUGUGUCAGAAAAAUACAGAUUCUCUUGUAAAAUGUACAAAAGUGUCUUUAGAUACCCUGAAACGUCGCUUACACACUGUCAGCUCCAAAUACCAGACAUCAAGGCCUGCAAAAGACCAAACCACCAAUCCAUUAUUCAAGGCUGAGAUUCACCUUGCCAUCCCGAAUGUUGUCAUGCGGCCUAGCCUGGAAGAUAUUCAAAGUGCUGUGAACAAAGCCAUAAAUAUCAUAUUGUCAGCAGCCAAGGACAUUCCUCUGUGGAAUUUUGCACAUCUACAUCACAAACAGCAACAGUUGGAGCAAAAUGCUGCCCGAGAUCUCGGUGAUGAACUUACCAAGAUGGUGGUGCUGAAACCUUUGGAUAAGCAAAUUGCUGAACACAAAGAUGUCAGCAAAGUUGUAUCCAACCUCAGCUCUAUUGUCCUGUUACUUAAGACGGAUGCAACUGAUGUUCUGAACAGUUUUACCACAUUUUCUGGGAUAUGGAAUCAGGAUGUUGAUGAAAAGGUGAAAGAAUUCCUGGAUACCAACCCUGUAAUGUCUGAAUUCCGAACUCAGUUGAAUUACUAUUCCCAACUGGAAACCCAGAUUGAUGAACUUCCAGGCCAUUGCAUUGUAGGAUCUGUGGACUUUUCCACUGAUUGUCUGAAAAUGGCGUUAGUUCAAGAGUGCCGCAGGUGGAAGAGAGCAAUUGGCUCAGCUUUGAAUAAGAAGGCUGCUAUGGACAUGGAUGAAAUCUACUCAUUUAUUGAUAAUCUCAAUAAGAGAUUGAACAGACCAAUUAAUGACCUUGAUGAUGUUCGUGGCGCAAUGGAUGCCUUAAAGGAAAUCAGGGAGUCAGAAAUUAAAAUUGACAUGAUGAUUGGACCAAUUGAGGAGUCCCAUAGUCUUCUGGUGAAAUAUGAUCUUCUGUUCCAAGAUGGCAAUGCUGAGCGAGUAGAUGGCUUAGCAUAUGCUUGGAAGAACUUGAAUACACAGGUUUUACAAACCCAGAAUUUACUUAUUAAAGUGCAACCAGAGAUGAAAACAGAUUUACUGGACGGUGUCAAGAAAUUCCAGGUUGAUGCCGCAAAAUUCUAUAAAGACUAUGAUUUUACUGGUCCUGGAGUAGAAGGGAUACCUCCCAGGGAAGCUAGUGACAGAUUGCAAGUGUUUCAGGCUAAAUUUGAUGAAUUAUGGAGGAAAUAUAUUACUUUCUCUGGAGGAGAAGAGCUCUUUGGUCUCCAAAUAACAGAAUAUGCUGAGCUGCAGAGGAUCAAACGUGAGCUAUCUUUGCAGCAGAAACUAUAUGGUCUUUACAAUGCAGUUAUAGAAAAUAUUACUGGAUAUUAUGACAUAUUGUGGACUGACCUGGAUAUUGAAAAAAUCAACAGUGAGCUUCUAGACUUCCAAAAUAGAAUUCGCAAGCUGCCAAAAGCAUUGAAGGAAUGGCAAGCAUUUAAUGACUUGAAGACCAGUAUUGAUGACUUCAGUGAGAGCUGCCCUCUUCUUGAAAUGAUGGCAAACAAAGCAAUGAUGAAGAGACACUGGGACAGAAUAUCACAACUUACUGGCCACACUUUUGAUGUGGAGUCAGAAAGCUUUUCCCUGAGAAAUAUAAUGGAAGCAGCAUUGCUAAAAUACAAAGAGGAUAUUGAGGACAUAUGUAUCAGUGCCGUCAAAGAGAAAGAUAUUGAAGCAAAGCUGAAAAAUGUAAUCAAUGAAUGGAGUGCCCAUGUGUUUACUUUCGCCCAGUUCAAGUCCAGAGGAGAACUUCUACUGAAGGGGUCCGACACCUCUGAGAAAAUUGCACUAAUGGAAGACAGUCUUAUGGUGUUAGGUUCUAUAAUGAGUAACAGGUAUAAUGCCCCAUUUAAACCAACCAUACAGCAAUGGGUGCAAAAAUUAUCCAAUACCACAGAAAUCAUUGAGAACUGGCUCAAUGUACAGAACCUUUGGAUUUACCUGGAAGCUGUGUUUGUAGGUGGUGAUAUAGCAAAACAACUUCCACAGGAAGCCAAGAGGUUCCAGAACAUUGAUAAAUCUUGGCAGAAGAUCAUGCAGAGGGCUCAUGAGACCCCCAACAUAGUUCAGUGCUGUGUUGGUGAUGAAACAUUGGCACAAUUGUUACCACAUUUAUUGGAACAGCUGGAGAUGUGUCAGAAAUCCCUUACUGGAUACCUGGAAAAGAAACGCUUAGUAUUCCCACGGUUUUUCUUUGUUUCUGAUCCUGCCCUUCUGGAGAUACUUGGACAAGCAUCGGAUUCACAUACUAUUCAGGCUCAUCUUCUGAGUUUGUUUGACAAUGUCAACAGAGUUGGUUUUCAUGAGAAGAACUAUGAUCAGAUUUUGUAUUUUGAAUCCCAAGAAGGAGAAAGAGUAAACUUGAUUGAACCUGUGAAUGCUCAGGGAAAUGUGGAGACGUGGCUUGGGCUUCUCCUGAAUGGAGUAAAGAAGACGCUGCACACUAUAAUCAGACAAUCAUCUAUAGCCAUCAGUGACUCUGGCUUCAAGCUGUAUGACUUCCAGGCCAUGUACCCAGCACAGAUUGGUCUUCUUGGAAUUCAGAUGAUCUGGACAAGGGAUGCGGAAGACGCCUUAAAUAUUUCUAAGACUGAUAAAAAGGUUAUGCAGACAACAAAUCAGAAAUUCCUUGAUCUCCUGAAUGAUUUGAUUGACAUGACCACAAAGGAUUUGACCAAGAUGGAGAGAACCAAGUAUGAGACUCUGAUCACCAUUCAUGUUCACCAGAAGGAUAUCUUUGAUGACUUGGUCCGCAUGAACAUUAGGUCUGCUUCAGACUUUGAGUGGCAAAAACAAUCUAGAUUUUAUUUCAUUGAAGAUAUAGACAAAUGUAUAAUCCAGAUUACAGAUGUUGAAUUCAGCUAUUGCAAUGAAUACUUGGGCUGCACAGACAGGCUGGUCAUCACCCCUCUCACUGACAGAUGCUACAUUACCCUCUCUCAAGCUCUGGGGAUGAGCAUGGGUGGUGCACCAGCAGGACCUGCUGGCACCGGAAAGACUGAAACUACUAAAGAUAUGGGCAAGUGUCUUGGGAAGUAUGUGGUCGUUUUCAACUGCUCUGAUCAGAUGGACUACCGAGGGCUGGGUCGUAUCUACAAAGGCUUGGCACAGUCUGGAGCAUGGGGAUGUUUUGAUGAAUUCAACCGAAUUGAGCUUCCUGUGUUGUCAGUGGCUGCACAGCAAAUUUACAUAGUUUUACAGUGCAAGAAGAACAAGAAAAGCCAAUUCAUAUUUACAGAUGGGGAUGUGGUGGACAUGGAUCGAGAAUUUGGUAUAUUUUUAACUAUGAAUCCUGGCUAUGCAGGACGUCAAGAGCUCCCUGAAAAUCUGAAAGUCCAGUUCCGUACAGUUGCCAUGAUGGUACCUGAUCGUGCCAUUAUUAUGAGGGUAAAACUUGCCAGUGCUGGCUUUCGAGACAACCAAAUCCUCAGCCGUAAAUUCUACACUCUGUACAAGUUGUGUGAGGAACAGUUAUCAAAGCAGGUUCAUUAUGACUUUGGGUUGAGGAAUAUUCUCUCUGUCCUUCGUACUCUGGGAGCAGUGAAAAGAUCCAACCCCGAUGAGCCAGAGAAGACUGUUGUAAUGAGAGUUCUACGUGACAUGAACCUGUCAAAGUUGGUGGAUGAAGAUGAACCUUUGUUUAUGAGCCUGAUUAAUGACUUGUUCCCUGGUAUAACUCUGGAUAAAGCUGGUUAUCCAGAGCUGGAAGCUGCCAUUCAGAAGCAGACAGAAGAAGCCGGGCUUAUCCAUCAUCCUCCUUGGAUUCUGAAACUUAUCCAGCUGUAUGAGACACAGCGAGUCAGGCAUGGAAUGAUGACUUUGGGACCUAGUGGCGCAGGCAAAACCAAGUGCAUUAAUGUCCUAAUGAAAGCAAUGACUGACUGUGGAGCUCCUCACAAGGAAAUGAGAAUGAACCCUAAGGCUAUCACAGCCUCUCAGAUGUUUGGCACACUUGAUGUGGCCACAAAUGAUUGGACAGAUGGUAUAUUUUCAACUUUGUGGAGAAAAACAUUAAAAGCAAAGAAGGGAGAACAUAUAUGGAUUGUUUUGGAUGGUCCUGUCGAUGCUAUAUGGAUUGAGAAUUUAAAUUCUGUUUUGGAUGAUAAUAAAACUCUCACUUUAGCUAAUGGGGACCGUAUCCCAAUGGCACCCAAUUGUAAAAUUGUGUUUGAGCCUCACAACAUUGACAAUGCCUCUCCAGCCACCGUAUCUCGUAAUGGAAUGGUGUUCAUGAGUUCUUCUGUAUUAGACUGGAGGCCUGUAUUGAAAGCUUGGUUGAAAACCCUACCUGCUACUCAGCAUGAAGUCCUUUGGAACUGCUUUGACAGUGUCUUCCAGGAUUUGAUUAAUUUUGUCUUUACUGCCGUGUCUCCAAAGAUGCCUAUAUUGGAGUGCAUGUAUAUUAAGCAAGCUAUUGACCUUCUUCAGGGUCUCCUCUCCGACAAGGAGGAGAAACAGCCCAGUCAAGAACAUUUGGCUCGGCUCUUUGUAUUUGCUGUGAUGUGGUCAGUGGGAGCCGUGUUGGAACUUGAGGAUCGCAUGAAGAUGGAAACAUUUCUGCGGGACCAUUCUGCACCACUUGAGCUUCCUGCUGUUAAAGGAGAUGAAACGAUUUUUGAGUUUGUUAUUAAUGAGAGUGGACAGUGGGAGCAUUGGUCCAAAAAGGUUCCUGAAUAUGUGUAUCCAAAAGACUCGAUACCAGAAUAUGCCUCAAUUCUAGUUCCAAAUGUUGAUAAUGUCCGGACGGAUUUCCUAAUGCAUACCGUUAUGAAGCAAGGAAAAGCAGUUUUACUGAUCGGAGAACAGGGCACAGCAAAGACUGUCAUGAUCAAGGGCUACACAAGCAAAUAUGAUCCAGAAUUUCACAUCACCAAGUCGCUGAACUUCUCCUCUGCCACUCUUCCUAACAUGUUCCAGAGAAGUAUUGAAAGUUACAUAGAUAAAAGAAUGGGGACUACCUAUGGCCCUCCAGCUGGGAAGAAAAUGACCGUUUUUAUUGAUGACAUCAAUAUGCCUGUGAUUAAUGAAUGGGGGGAUCAGAUCACUAAUGAAAUUGUAAGACAACUCAUGGAGCAAAAAGGGUUUUACAAUCUGGAAAAACCAGGUGAAUUCACUAGCAUUGUUGACAUCCAGUUUGUGGCGGCUAUGAUUCACCCAGGAGGGGGUCGAAAUGACAUCCCGCAAAGACUGAAACGUCAAUUCACAGUAUUUAACUGCACCCUCCCAUCCAACUCGUCUAUUGAUAAGAUAUUCCGUACAGUGGCCGAGGGUUAUUUCUGUGAGCAAAGGGGUUUCUCUCUUGAAGUUUGCAAGCUGGCAUCAGCCCUGGUACCUACAACUCGCAAAGUAUGGCAGGCUACUAAAAUCAAGAUGCUGCCUACCCCAGCGAAAUUUCAUUACAUCUUUAACUUGCGAGAUUUGAGUCGUAUUUGGCAGGGAAUAUUAACAGUAACAUCUGACAUCUGUUGCAAUACUGACAUCAUGGUAGCGCUAUUCCAGCAUGAGUGCACACGUGUCAUAGCUGACAGGUUUAUUGACCAGAAAGACAAGGACUGGUUCGAGAGCGUGAUGCAGAAGAUUUCAACAGAGGAUCACGGACAAGAGUUGAUGCAAAGCAUGGCCAACGAGUCUUACUUUGUCGACUUUUUGCGAGAUGCUCCAGAAGCAACAGGAGAUGAACCAGAUGAUGCUGAUCUGGAAGCACCUAAAGUCUAUGAAAGUAUUCCUUCAUUUGAACAGCUCUCAGACAGGCUCAACCAGUUUCUGCAGCAGUACAAUGAAACAGUCAGAGGAGCUAGAAUGGAUUUGGUGUUUUUCAAGGAUGCAAUGAUUCACCUUGUAAAAAUAUCUCGCAUUAUCCGGACUCCUCAAGGAAAUGCACUGCUGGUUGGUGUUGGCGGAUCAGGGAAGCAGAGCUUGACUAGACUUGCUUCCUUUAUAGCAGGAUACCAGAGUUUCCAGAUUACGCUGUCAAGAACAUAUGGUACGAACAAUCUUCUUGAUGAUCUGAAGUUAUUAUACCGCACAGCAGGCCAAAAGGGAAAAGGAAUUACCUUCAUAUUUACUGACAAUGAAAUUAAGGACGAAUCCUUUUUAGAGUACAUGAAUAAUGUUCUGGCUUCAGGAGAAGUGUCCAACUUGUUUGCAAGGGAUGAGAUUGAUGAAAUCACCCAAGAUCUAGUACCGAUCAUGAAGAAAGAAUAUCCAAGACGUGCUCCAACUGCUGAAAACCUUUAUGACUACUUCCUGUCUCGUGUCCGCAGCAAUUUACAUGUCGUGCUGUGCUUCUCCCCUGUUGGAGAAAAGUUCAGAACAAGAGCUCUUAAGUUUCCUGGCCUGAUUUCUGGAUGUACCAUGGACUGGUUCCAGCGGUGGCCACGGGAUGCCUUGGUCGCUGUGGCCCAUUACUUCUUAGCUUCUUAUGAAAUAGAAUGCACAGAUGAGGUGAAGAGAAGCGUGGUGAACACAAUGGGUACAUUUCAGGAUAUAGUGGCAGAAAAGUGUGUUGAAUACUUUGAAAGAUACAGGCGUCAGACAUAUGUCACUCCAAAGUCAUAUUUGUCAUUCAUUGCUGGAUACAAAGCAAUAUAUGGAGAGAAAUUUGAAUAUGUUGGUAAUCUGUCCAAUCGCAUGAAAACAGGUCUUGCAAAAUUGAUGGAGGCUGAAGUGUCCGUCAGUCAGUUGUCAAAAGAGCUUGCAGUCAAAGAAAAAGACCUUGAUGUCGCAUCUAAAAAAGCAGAUGAGGUUCUGCAGGAGGUGACUCUGAAAGCGCAAGCUGCGGAAAAAGUAAAGAUGCAAGUGCAGAAGGUGAAAGACAAAGCCCAGGCUAUUGUGGAUGAAAUUGCAGUAGCCAAGGCAUCAGCUGAAGAGAAGCUGGAAGUGGCCAGGCCUGCCUUGGAAGAAGCUGAAGCAGCUCUGCAGACUAUCAAGCCUGCUGAUAUCUCAACUGUUCGUAAAUUGGGAAGACCCCCCCAUUUAAUUAUGAGAAUCAUGGACUGUGUCUUGCUGCUGUUUCAAAGAAAGAUUGAUCCAGUGACAGCCGACCCUGAGCGACCGUGUGUGAAACCUUCCUGGGGAGAGGCUCAAAAACUAAUGAAUAAUUCUGGAUUUCUGAACUCAUUACUAGAGUUUCGAAAGGACACGAUCACCGAAGAAAUGGUAGAACUUUUAGAGCCAUACAUAGAUAUGGAAGACUAUAACCUUGAAUCUGCCAAAAAUGUGUGUGGAAACGUGGCAGGACUGUGUUCAUGGACAAAAGCCAUGGCAUACUUCUUUGGAAUUAACAAAGAGGUUCUUCCCCUGAAGGCUAACUUGGCUCUACAAGGAGCCAAACUUGCUGUUGCCCAAGCAGAACUGAAUAAAGCACAGAGUCAGCUUGACGCCAAACAGAAAGAACUGGAUGAUGUGCAGGCCAUGUAUGAUGCUGCAAUGCGGGAGAAACAAAUGCUGCUGGAUGAUGCAGAUGCGUGCAGGAGGAAGAUGGUCAAUGCUAAAGCACUGAUUGAAGGGCUUGGAGGGGAAAAGAUACGUUGGACAGAAAGCAGUAAAAGCUUCCAGAAUCAAAUUAUUCGGCUAGUAGGGGAUGUUCUUUUGGCUACCGGCUUCCUAUCCUAUAGUGGUCCAUUUAACCAGGAGUAUCGAACUCUUCUCCUUCAAUUAUGGAAAAAGGAAAUGAAUCAUAAUAGAAUACCAUACAGUGAUGAUCUGAACCUAAUCUCUAUGCUUGUGGAUAAUGCUACAAUUGGUGAAUGGAAUCUCCAAGGACUUCCUAGUGAUGACCUCUCUAUCCAGAAUGGAAUAAUUGUUACUAAAGCAUCUCGCUUCCCUCUUCUGAUAGACCCACAAGGUCAGGGUAAAAUCUGGAUUAAAAAUAAAGAGAAGAACAAUGAGUUACAGGUGACAUCGCUGAAUCACAAGUAUUUCAGGACCCACUUGGAGGAUAGCCUUUCCCUAGGAAGACCACUCAUGAUAGAAGAUGUUGAAGAAGAACUUGACCCAGCACUUGACAAUGUUUUGGAGAAAAACUUUAUUAAGUCUGGAUCUACAUUCAAAGUAAAAGUUGGUGAUAAGGAAGUUGAUGUUAUGAAAGGAUUUACUCUUUACAUUACAACUAAACUGGCCAACCCAGCCUAUACACCUGAAAUCAGUGCAAAAACGGCAGUCAUUGAUUUCACUGUUACCAUGAAAGGUUUAGAAGACCAGCUUCUUGGACGUGUGAUCUUGACUGAAAAGCAGGAGCUAGAAGCUGAGAGGGUCAAGCUAAUGGAAGAAGUGACUUCAAACAAGAGGAAAAUGCAGGAGCUCGAGGACAAUCUGUUAUUCCGCCUUACCAGCACACAAGGUUCUCUUGUAGAAGAUGAGUCUCUAAUCGAGGUUCUUAGGAUUACAAAAACCACAGCAGAGGAGGUCAGUGAGAAGCUGACGAUUGCAGCAGAAACAGAGUUGAAGAUUAAUACAGCUCGAGAGGAGUAUCGCCCUGUAGCAACGCGUGGCAGCAUCCUCUACUUCCUUAUUGUGGAAAUGAGCCUAGUGAAUGUAAUGUAUCAGACAUCACUCCGCCAGUUUCUGGGUAUCUUCGACUUGUCGAUGGAAAGGUCGGUGAAAUCUCAACUGACUGCCAAGAGAAUUGCAAACAUCAUUGAGUACCUUACCUUUGAAGUGUUUAAAUACACUGCUCAAGGCCUGUAUGAAGACCACAAGUUUCUGUUCUCUUUGCUCAUGGCAUUAAAGAUAGACCUGCAAGCUAAGAAAAUCUCUCACAAUGAAUUCCAGACUUUCAUUAAAGGUGGUGCAACAUUAGAUCUGAAUUCUGUGGAGCCAAAACCGAAAAAAUGGAUACUUGAUAUGACCUGGCUCAAUCUAGUGCAGUUAUCUAAUUUGCCACCUUUUAAUAACCUCCUUGGACAGGUGUCUAGGAAUGAGAAAGCAUGGAAGAUCUGGUUUGAUGAGGAAGCCCCAGAAGAGGCAACAUUACCAGAUGGAUAUGAUGGCCUAUUAGAUACUUUUAGAAAGUUGCUUCUUAUUCGAAGCUGGUGUCCUGAUCGUACUAUCGCACAGGCUAGACAUUACAUAGCGGAAUCUCUAGGUGUAAGAUAUGCUGAAGGUUUUAUUCUUGAUAUGGAAGCCAUGUGGUCUGAAAGUGAUUGCCGAACCCCUCUGAUCUGCUUCCUGUCCAUGGGCUCAGAUCCCACAGAAAACAUUGAUCGCCUGGCCAAGUCCAAGAAUGCUCCGUGUCGUGCCAUUUCUAUGGGCCAGGGGCAAGAGGUUCAUGCAAGACGUCUUCUAAGUCAGUCCAUGCAAGAUGGUGGAUGGUUACUCCUUCAGAACUGUCAUUUAGGACUGGACUUCAUGGAUGAAUUACUGGAUACAAUUACUGUCACAGAAACUGUACAUGAAGGUUUCAGAACAUGGAUCACCACAGAAGUUCACCCCAAAUUUCCUAUAAAUUUGCUACAGUCAUCAAUAAAAUUUACUAAUGAACCACCUCAAGGUGUAAAGGCAGGAUUGAAGAGGACAUAUUCUGGGGUUUCUCAGGAACUACUGGAUGUAACCAAUGUGCCACAGUGGAAACCACUGCUCUAUGCAGUUGCUUUUCUCCAUACAACAGUGCAGGAAAGAAGAAAGUUUGGUCCUCUAGGAUGGAACAUCCCGUAUGAAUUUAACCAAGCAGAUUUUGCCGCCAGUGUGCAAUUUGUCCAGAACCAUUUGGAUGACAUAGGCACCAAACGUCCAGUGAACUGGAACUGCCUGCGCUAUAUGCUGGGAGAAGUGCAGUACGGUGGUCGUGUCACCGAUGAUCUUGAUAAGACAUUGCUUAACACGUUUGCUACAGUUUGGUUUGGAGAGCACAUGUUUUCUGACAAAUUCUGUUUCUAUAAAGGCUAUGGAAUACCUAAGGGUAAAACAGUUGAUGAGUUUCUCCAGCAUAUAGAGCAGUUGCCAAUGGUGGACACACCACAAGUGUUUGGAUUGCACCCGAAUGCAGACAUAACCUACCAAACAAACAUGGCAAAUGAGACUCUAAGCACAAUAGUCAAUAUUCAGCCGAAGGACAGUGGGGGAGGAGCAGGAGAGACCAGAGAGACUAUUGUCCAACGUCUUGCAGAUGAGAUGUUGGAGAAAUUACCAGAGGACUACAUUCCACAUGAGGUUAAAGCUCGACUCCAGAAGAUGGGCCCCAUUCAACCAAUGAAUAUAUUCCUGCGGCAAGAGAUUGAUCGCAUGCAGCGGGUGAUUGCAAGAGUCAGGAGUACGCUUACUGACCUUAAACUGGCAAUUGAUGGAACCAUCAUUAUGUCCGAAGACUUGCGAGAUGCUUUAGACAACAUGUAUGAUGCUAGGAUUCCUAAACUCUGGUACAAGAUUUCCUGGGAUUCUGCCACAUUAGGUUUUUGGUUUACAGAGCUGUUGGAAAGAAAUCAGCAGUUCCGAAGCUGGUUAUUUGAUGGCCGCCCAAAUCAAUUCUGGAUGACAGGGUUUUUUAAUCCACAGGGUUUUCUGACUGCUAUGAGACAGGAAACAACCCGAAUGAAUUUGUCAAAAGGCUGGGCUUUAGACAGUGUGAUUUUACAUAAUGAUGUCACCAAAUUGAUGAAAGAAGAUGUCACUGCCCCUCCUCCAGCUGACAUCGGGGGCGUGUACAUUUAUGGAUUGUUCCUUGAUGGCGCUGGAUGGGACCGCAGAAACACUAAGCUUGUUGAGGCUCAACCAAAGGUACUGUUCACCAAUCUGCCUGUAGUUCAUGUCUAUGCAAUAAGUACCACCGGUCCUUCAGAUGCCAAGAAACAACUGAGUAGCCUUUACUCAUGCCCAGUGUACAAGAAGCCACGUAGGACUGACCUGACAUAUGUUUUCUCCUUGUACCUGAGAACCGUGUUUGUGCCUGACCACUGGACAAUGAGAGGCGUCGCUCUACUUUGUGAUAACAAGUAAAUGAUCAUAAGUGCCUUUCCUAGACAGUUGGGAGCAUGAAUGUCCCUGCACUCUAGCACUUUGUAACAUAACACGAUAUAGUAGGAUUAUAAUAAAAUGUUAACCUUACACCAAAUGAAAAAGACUGAUUCAGCAUAUCUUAGCAUUUCUGCUGUGCUUAGUAAGUGCCUUGUGUAAUGGAUAUUUCUAUUGCUUUCAUUACAUUUUACAAUAACUUAACAUUAAUUAUUUUCCAGAAAACAUUCAUCCCAAUCAUAGAUGUGUUCAUUGGAAUGUGAUCUGAUGUGAUAUUUAAUAAAUAUUGAUUUUGACGAA
Molecule: messenger RNA, 14374 nt
Organism: Bufo gargarizans (Asiatic toad)
Lineage: Eukaryota; Metazoa; Chordata; Amphibia; Anura; Bufonidae
Product: dynein axonemal heavy chain 5-like
Exons: 77
Coding region: 92-14059 (4655 amino acids)
Biological process (GO): microtubule-based movement
Cellular component (GO): dynein complex
Molecular function (GO): dynein light intermediate chain binding; ATP binding; dynein intermediate chain binding
Source: RefSeq, a predicted model, not a curated record